This is a messenger RNA of Thamnophis sirtalis, 5317 nucleotides long. NCBI's taxonomy places the organism in Eukaryota, Metazoa, Chordata, Lepidosauria, Squamata, Natricidae. The record is from RefSeq and is a predicted model, not a curated record.
AAUGCUAGCUUUCCUAUUUCAAGACUAAAAUUUCAAAUUAGGGGACUUCCUGAUGUUACUUAUAAUUUUUAUGCUCAUGAUAUAAAUUGUGGUAUGUGACUGAGAACAUUUAUGGUUAAUUUGUACAAUGACAAAUGAAAUCUGAUUGUACAAGGUUUUUGAGUAAAGCUUUCCUUCCUUUAAAAUAUUUGGGAAAUAGCGAAAUUUUGUAGACUUUCAAUAUCACAAUUUUUUAACCUUUUGUACAAGAGUUAUAUUAAAGCUAGUCUAUCUUGUAUAUCUUUACAAAGAUAUAUUAAUUUGAAGUCCUUCACCAAUUAACUUUUAUAAAUUUUGCUGCUACUAUUGUCAUUUGAUAUUGUAUUACAUAUUUACCUUACAUUUUUAUGAAAUUUGCUUUGUGUAAUCUUAUUGACGGAAGUAUUUAAUCUGCUUUGAUUCUUGAUUUCUUUUCUUUCUGUUCUGAAAUGGAAUCCUUAAAGAUGUGUUCAUAUACGUCUAGUUUUCUUUUGAUGGGAUGGGGGAAAUUCUAUUAAAACGUCUAAAGGGGAAAUUAUUCUUAACUUGGGGUGGCUUUUCCUAUCUAGAAAUUUCAAAUCUGUGGGAAUUUAGUUUUUUUUAAAAAAAAUUUAAAUAAUAGGUAGACAAUGUAGAAAAUCUGAUUUGUACUUUUUAAAAUUAGAUCACUGCUUCUCUCUUGGGUUGAUGUGUAUUAUUGUUCCUCUUUUCACUUCUGUUUUUUAUGCUUCAAAAUACAUUGUGUUUAAAGGGUUGAUGUCAUUAAGAGGGUGAAUAAAAUAUUUGCAGCUAAUCUUAUGGAAGAAUAUAUUUUUGACAAGCGGUUUAACUAUGGAGUGGACUUAUGCAAGUAAUAUUGAACAUCUAUUUAUACAAAGUUAUUUUAAUGCUUAAUAGUUUUGAGUAGGAAUUUCUCCACUUUUAUUAAAAUAUUAGGUAGGGGUUCUCCGUCUUUUUUCUUUCUUUCUAUGUAAUUGUGUCUGUUUCUUGGAGACUGUCUGCUUAAGUCUCUGCUGUUUGCUUGCAAGGUUUUUCAAAAGUAGUUUUUUUAAUAGGACUGAGAGACAAUGUGUAGUCCAAAAUCACCCUGCUAGCUUUGUGCCUACGACAGGACUCGAAUUCACAGAUUUCUGAUUUCUCCAUCUUUGCAAUAUUACUAAUUCCUAAAAUUAUAAAUGAUUUUAUAUAACAUCCCCAUGAAUAUGGCUAAAUGCAUGGGUUUAUCUCUCAAAACUUGCUCCAGGCUUUUCUCCCUGUGUUGCUUGUUUAAGCCCGCUGAAAGCUUGCCGAGGUAAAGUGAUAAGAAUUUUGACAUUCCUCCCUUCCCUGCAGAAGCCUGAAAAGUUUUCGGGAUGGGGGAAAUGGAUUCUCUAGGUUGCUCAUAAAACUUUUGAUAAUCACAACUCAAAAUUUUUAGAAUAUCUGGAUUUGGGAGAAAGAUAAUUUCAAGGGGAGCGGGAGGAUUACUAUUUUGAUGCAUUUUUAGGGGGAAAUCUAAUUGAAAUAUUAAUUAGUAAUUAGUUGUUUCUUGUUUAGAAUAAAUUUAUAUGAAUUCUCCUUUUCUUUUAAAUCUUCUGUUUGUGUCAUGCUUUUGUUUUAAUUUUGUGUCUUUAACAGGUGAGCAACAUAUGGGGGGAGGAAAGCAACAAAGAGGACCUUUCCAAGGUGUUCGUGUAAAAAACUCCGUGAAAGAAUUGUUGUUGCAUCUUAGAAAUAGCAAGCAGAUGUCCACAGAUUAUGGAACUGAGGAAUUAAAGGCACAAGGAACAUCGAUGAAAUAUGAUCCAUACACAGUAGAACUAAAAAAUAUAUUGACUCAUAAUCGGAAAAGAAAAGCUUCAGACUGUCUUUCUGAUGGAGGGUAUUACAAACGAACAACUAUUUUGCAACCUCAGUUCUUGACACCUCCGCAGACACCAACUUCCAUGGAUAAUAAUAUGGAGGAUCCCCAUAAUAAUGAGCCUAAGCAAGAUAGUAGCUGUGAUAUGCUGCAGAAUAUUAUCAAUAUUAAGAAUGAAUCCAGCCCAGUGUCUUUGAACACUGUACAAGUUAGCUGGCUUCACAGUAUGGUCAAUCCCAACUCUCCAGGGGAACACCAAUAUCAAGAGAUGGCUGGAGCUUUUUCACCUGUUCAAAAAUACCAAGCUUUCCAAACAAGCAGCUCUUCUCCAAUGCUGGAAAUGUCCCAGAAUUAUCAGUUUUCUCCUACACAACAACAGGAUAUGUCCCAGCAUUGUAUACCAUUGCUGGAAUACAGGCCUCACUCUGCAGGCAGCCAUUCCUCUGAAUAUCAACAAAACAUUUUUGAUAGUCAAGAACUUCCCUAUUGUACUACAGAAAGUUUUGCUUCGCUUUUAAAUGACUCAGAAGGAUCAGACAACAUCUCUGCUCCACUCCCUCAAGCAAUUCCUAGUGGCCUCCAGCAAACUGAAGUCAGCAGCUGCUCUCAGCAUUUCAACCAAGUCUCAGAUAACACUUCCAGGGGCCUUGAGGAACAUAGUUUAUCUCUGUCUUCUUCAGAUAUAUCACUGCAACUUCAGAGCAGUACAGGCAGCACAAGUCCGUUGGGCAAAUCAUUUUUCCAGUGGCAAGUGGAACAGGAAGAAAACAAAAUGGCCAACAUUUCUCAAGACCAGAUUCUUGCUAAAGAUUCUGAUGGUGACACAUUUCUCCACAUUGCAGUUGCCCAGGGACGACGGGCAGUUUCCUAUGUGCUGGCAAGGAAGAUGGCAGCCCUGCAUAUGUUGGAUAUUAAAGAGCACAAUGGCCAGAGUGCCUUGCAAGUAGCUGUGGCUGCAAAUCAACACCUUAUUGUCCAGGAUCUUGUUAGUCUUGGAGCACAAGUGAAUACUACAGAUUGCUGGGGUAGAACUCCACUGCAUGUGUGUGCUGAGAAGGGUCAUGCACAAGUCCUUCAGGCAAUCCAAAAAGGAGCCAUUGUAAGCAAUCAAUAUGUUGAUUUGGAAGGAACUAAUUAUGAGGGUUUGACAGCAUUGCACUGUGCAGUUGUGGUUCAUAAUGCCGUGGUACAUGAACUACAGGGGCAGCAGUCACCUCAUACUCCUGAAGUCCAGGAAUUAAGGUUGAAAAGCAAGAAGUUGGCAGAUACAAUCAAAUAUCUAAUUCAGAUGGGGGCCUCUGUUGAAGCCAGAGACCGUAAAAGUGGCCGUUCAGCCCUUCACUUAGCAGCGGAAGAAGCAAAUGUGGAACUCCUUCGACUUUUUUUAGAGCUUCCAAAUUGUCUCUCAUUCAUCAAUGCCAAGGCUUACAAUGGGAAUACUGCACUCCAUGUAGCCGCUAGUUUGCAGCAUCGAAUGACUCAGCUGGAUGCAGUUCGUUUGUUGAUGCGCAAAGGAGCUGAUCCAAGUGCCAGGAAUUUGGAAAACGAGCAGCCAGUUCACUUGGUUCCCGAUAGCCCUGUUGGAGUUGAGAUAAGACGAAUCUUAAAAGGAAAGACGAGUCAGCAGAGAUCAUCAGUCUAUUAAGCUCCAUGAGUAAAAAUGACCCAUACUCGCUGUCAGUUAGGCAGCCCCCAUGUAACUGUAAAUAUACCAUUUGUCCAACGGAGGCAAAUGUUUGUUGUUUCUGUGAAACAAGAAUAUUUUGUUCACUAUUGUAUAGUGGGUUAAUAACAAUUCUUCACAGUUGAAAAUAUUUCAUACGAAGCAUUCUGUAAUCAUUUGAAUUACUCCAUUAAGCAAUUCAACAUAUCAAGAACAAAACUGACAGUUAUAGUCUUUCAUAUUUCUACCCAAAAGUAAUUUCUAUUCAGUGUACUAUAUUGUUUAUGGUGUUAUCCUGACUUUGCAUCAGGGUAUAGCAAAUAUUAAGAAUAAUAUAUAAUGAGCAGACAUUUUUGCUGUGGCUUAUGUUAUAGAAGAUGAGUAUUCUUAAGAAUACUAAAAAAUUAUUAAUAUUUUAACUUUUUCUUUUUAUGUAUUUCUUUAUAGUUAUUUUGAGUAGGUAUAGUUAAUUAAAUGUAAUGAAAGUUCUAAUAAUUUAAACCUUUUAUAGUGGGAAAUUCUGUGUAGAAUUCAGUAAAGUUUUAAUUUUUUUAAACAUAAUUGUUAAAUUGUUUUCAAAACAAUUUAUAAAGUAACAUUAUCUAUAUGGUGUUUUCAUUAGUCACAGCAAUAAUUUAUGAAGAUUUAGAAAAAUAAAGCUGGCCUUUUGUUAAUUAUUUUUCAAAUUAAUACUUUCUGAUGAUAAUUGAGUUUUUCAAUUACAUAAAAUUAUUCAUGUUUGUAACAAAAAAAUCAAGAGUUCAAUUAGAAUAAAUAAGCAGUUAUAUGACAGAUUCAAUUAGAGACUAAAAAUGAUCAAAAAAAUGAUCACCAUUUGAUCAAAAUGAUGUUGAUUACAUGUCAUAUAUAAACUUCAUUUGUAAAAAAAGUUCUAAGAAUCAAAUAAAUUAGGACUACCUGUUAUAUUCUAAUAGCAAUACUUUUAAAGACAGUACUUUAUUUUCAUUAUGUAGCAACAUGCAACAAUUCAUUAUUUGCACUGUAGAUACUGAUGACCACUGGCUUUUAUGACUUUGUAGAUGAUAGAAUUGUCAGUAGCUAUUUAGCAUGAUACCUCUAUCAUGCUCAAGAGGAAUUGAAGAGGAAUAUGAAUUUUAAGAGGCAGUAUAAUUUGAAACACUGGUUGUUUUAAAAGUUGUUGUAUACAUAUUUGCAUAUGAUAGGAUGCAAAAACUGAUUUUUGUGACUCAAUGGUCCCAAAGAUUUCAGUUCUUUUGUUUCUAAAAGCAAACUAUUUCACCAUUUAAAAACCCGAAACAGUAUAAAAUCUAUCCACUCUGACUCUGGAGAGUGAUCAAUGCACCACAUAAAGUGUGGUGUAAUCCUCAGAUUGAUAGAAGUCACAGUAUCCCUAGUUUAUCGUACAAAGGCAUUUGGCUAAUGACAGAAAACAGAAUUGAUGUUUUGCCUGAGUAAGAUUCGUCUACACUGACUUUGAUUCUCUCAUUUUGAAUCAAUAGACGUAUGUCUCAGGGUUUUGCAAAAAAUUAAUUGCAUUAUAUUAUUUUACCUUAUAGGUAUAGUAGGUAGCCAGAUGUUAAUAUAUCAAAGAAUGUAAAUAAAAUAUAUUAAAAUAUUUCAUUGUAUUAAAUACUUUGCUUUUUAAAAAUUAUGUAUAUACCAUUCUUGAAUCACUACCUUGAAUCAUAGGUUUUCCAUAAUUAAUCAGAUCAUAUUGUUUGAUCAAGUAUGUCUUGUAGACAAAUAAUAGGGAAAUUUAUAUUUUAUAUUUAGAGGUAGAAAUAUAUCUUUUGAAAUAAACUUGUUUUAAUCAA